Toxotes jaculatrix (banded archerfish) is the source of this 1814-nucleotide messenger RNA. RefSeq names its product BCL2 associated athanogene 1 (gene bag1). The transcript is spliced from 7 exons. The record is from RefSeq and is a predicted model, not a curated record. Gene Ontology annotation, biological process: protein stabilization. Gene Ontology annotation, cellular component: nucleus; membrane; cytoplasm. Gene Ontology annotation, molecular function: protein-folding chaperone binding; adenyl-nucleotide exchange factor activity. Lineage: Eukaryota; Metazoa; Chordata; Actinopteri; Toxotidae. Bases 79 to 702 code for a protein of 207 amino acids.
GCGGAAGUAGUUAGUGAAUAGCAACAGUUAGCCUGUGUGGUCCAUGUUGAUGUGAUCAAAAGACUCCAAAAAAGGAAAAUGUCAGCGCAAACGAUAACAGUGACAGUUACAUACGGAUCUGCUAAGCACAGCAUCACAUUAACGGCUCAUGAUGACGGUAAGGGUCCGACUGUCAAAGACCUGUCAGAUGCUCUCACUCAAGCCACCGGAGUUCCAUCAGCCUCACAGAAACUCAUCUUCAAAGGAAAAUCACUGAAGGACAUGGAGGAGAGUCUAUGCAGCUAUGGAGUAAAAGAAGGCUGCAAACUCAUGAUGAUUGGAAAGCGAAACAGCCCUGAGGAAGAAGCGGAACUGAAGAAGCUUAAAGACAUUGAGAAAUCUGUGGAGCAGACGGCUAAAAAGCUGGAAAAAGUGGACGGGGAGUUGACUGGACUCAAGAAUGGCUUCCUGGCCAAAGACCUCCAGGCUGAGGCGCUGGGUAAACUAGAUCACAGAGUGAAAAUAGCAGCUGAGCAGUUCAUGAAGAUUCUGGAGCAGAUUGAUGCUCUGAGUGUCCCAGAAAAUUUCAGCGAUUGCAAAAUGAAGAAAAAGGGACUUGUGAAAACAGUGCAGGAUUUCCUGGCUCAGUGCGACAAGAUUGAGGCCUGUAUAUCAGACCACUUAUCAAAGAUCCAGUCGAAAAACCUUGCCCUGGCGGAGUAGAGCUACAAAGCCUCCCAUAUCGUGUGCUAUACAUUGCUCUGUGAGCAACUGCAAAGUGUACAGAAAGCUUCAGCUGUGGAGCAGAUCCUUGUGUAUUUAUUGUUGAAAUGAUGUGUAUGAGAAACCCCUCAUCACAGAGAGUCCUGUGAACAGACGGCUGUGUAACGACACUGAUGCAUAUACCACAGAUGUAUUCUCUGGGUUGAAGAUAGAUAUGAGGUUCUUUCUAAGAUACUGUAACCACAGGGACUCUGUGAAAGGAUCAGAGGUGCUUUGAAUUGUGGAAUUAUUUUGAUCCCUUUAAAGUAUCCAAAACUAGUGAUCAGUAUAUCUAAUUAUCCAUCAUGACAUCAGAAAGCUGAAAAAAAUCACCAGUCCAUUACCCAGUAUCCCACAAACCUGUUUUUUUAUCAUUGUGAUGUACCAGGUGCUGAGUAUUACAUAUGGCAAUUUGUACACACAUGGCCAAAAGUGAGUGGACACACAUUACAUUACACCUAUGAGAUUCUUUAAAAUCCAAAAUGAUAAGUUUUACUAUGCCAUGCUAACAACCUCCACUAUUCUUAGGAGGGCUUUCCAUAGGAUUUUGGAACUUGGCUGCGGUGAUUUGCUCCCAUUCAGUAACAAAAGCGGUGGUUAGGUGCUGUAGUUGUAGUGAGAGAUAAAGCUGGACUUACGAGUUGGUGUUCCACUUCAUACCAAAGGUGUGGGGUAGGGUUGAGCUCAGAUAGAUAUACACUGAAUAUCUUUGGGUUUGGAACUGUUGUUCACACAACAAGCAGUUUUAUAGCAUUAGAAAAAUUUCAUAAAACAACCUUGUUUUGCAGACCAAAGGAUUAAUCAAGAAAAUAAGUUUAGGCCCGCUGCAGACCAAGAGCAAAACUGCUCAAUGUUGUCCAGAUAAUUUUGGCCAUAUAUUGUAUGUAAUUAUUAUUCAGUAUACAUUAAGAAUCAGAACCAAACUAACACCUUUUGUUUAAUCCAGUGAGUGAUCCCAUGUGUAUCUUUGGAAUGUGUGUGUGACCGUGGAAUUUUAAUUUCUUUAAACCAUCUCCAAGAACAACACAUCUUAUCUAUUUUCCUCUGUUUUAAAAAUAAAAAUUUUGAACUAU